Messenger RNA from Sporothrix schenckii 1099-18, 324 nucleotides. RefSeq lists its product as uncharacterized. NCBI's taxonomy places the organism in Eukaryota, Fungi, Ascomycota, Sordariomycetes, Ophiostomatales, Ophiostomataceae. The transcript has a single exon. The record is from RefSeq and is a predicted model, not a curated record. The coding region runs from base 1 to 324 and encodes 107 amino acids.
AUGUCUUUCUCGAAACCCGUCGGCCUCUCGCUCGACACACUUCGCUGCAUCGACCGCCCCUCUCUCCAACAGCGAAACGCCUGCGCCCCUUUGCCCGCCAGCCUACGCCGAGGCGGUGUGCUCAACCAAUGCAGCACAACUUUCCGAACGACUCCCACCAUCUGCAGCUGUAGUGGACUCGCUCAAAUGCUGAGAGCAUGCGACCGUAUCUGCAAGCUCACAAGCCAAAACACCUGCAUGAAGACCGUCUCUCGCAAAGGCGACGAUGGUUGGCAGGCGGCCUGGGUGUCGAAAAGGAAUAGCGACAGAAGAAUGGCGGCAUAG